Carassius gibelio (silver crucian carp) is the source of this 1678-nucleotide messenger RNA. RefSeq names its product Rho guanine nucleotide exchange factor (GEF) 39 (gene arhgef39). The transcript is spliced from 13 exons. Gene Ontology annotation, molecular function: guanyl-nucleotide exchange factor activity. The record is from RefSeq and is a predicted model, not a curated record. Lineage: Eukaryota; Metazoa; Chordata; Actinopteri; Cypriniformes; Cyprinidae. Gene Ontology annotation, cellular component: plasma membrane. Gene Ontology annotation, biological process: positive regulation of cell migration.
CUGAUCUGGACUGGUCUGUCAUGAGUUUUGCUCCGAGUCCGUUCACCCCCAUGAGCAUCCGCAGCAUUCAGGAGCAGCGGGACCGCUGGGAGAGGAAGAGGAAGAGGAGUCGCACGGCCCGUGAGCUAGUCCAGAGUGAACAAAGAUACUGCAAACAGCUAGAUCUAGUCAUCACGUACUUUGUGGAGAUCUUGAAGGCCAAAGGAACCCUCGGGCAGGACAUUAGAGAAAGCAUCUUCAGUUCAAUUAAAUCCAUUCAUUUAAUAAACCAGACGCUACUCACUCAUUUACAACUGGGGAGAUUGGGCAUUGGGUUUGAGGAGUUUUGCACUCAUCUGCAUUUGUACAACACGUAGUACGUUGACAACAUUCAGACGGCUAAAUAAGUCCUCAUGGUUCAGGUGAAGAAAAGCAAAGCCUUCAGACGGUUUAAAAAGCUCCAGGAAUCCAGGCCUGAGUUCAUUCAGCAGAAACUUGAGGAUUUGCUAACGCUUCCUCUUCAGCGCAUCCAACAGUACAAGCAUUUCUUGAGGGACUUGACAGAGAACACCAGUCCAGACAACCCAGAGUUUCAGCGGCUUUCAAGAUCUUGGAAAGCCAUCUCAGAGGUCGCCCAGCAGAUCCAAGACAACGCUCGCAGCCAUGAGAACCACCUGCAGCUGCGCAGAGUCCAGAAACAGCUGAAGGGCCGAAAGACCAGAAUCCUGACUCCAGGGAGGUGGUACAUUCGGGAAGGCUGGCUAAAGACAGUGCCCCCUAAAGGCACGGAGGCAAAACCCAAGAUGUUUUACCUGUUCUCUGACUUCCUGCUCCAGGCCAAACCAUGCAGUCCCAUACAUCCUACCAAUAGGGAUAAGUUUGCCUGCCAGUGAAUCUACCCAUUAAAGGAGUGCACAGUGGAUAAAGUCUUCGGCCACACCAAAAGCCAAGGAGGCCUUAUUAGUUUGACCUUUGCCAGGGCCAAACUUCUUCUAAUGCCUCCGUUUGGCUAUUGGGUGAGUCUGUCUACAGAUGUAUGUUCACUGAAGUCAAAGAAUACAGUGGUGCACAGAAGAGACGAGCUGCGUAGGAAGCCUAUCAGAUCGGAUCCAGACAGUCAGAACACUCCAGAACUACAGCAAACAUGUGGAAUAAAAAGAAACAUGAUGUUGGAUGAAGAGGUUCAGGAACACAGAGAGGGUCACACCAGCAGUUCCAUCCCUUCAACUUGGGAAAGCGGCUACAGCGCCACCAAGAGGCUGAAGCCCGGUCAAGCUCCUGCUGCAAGUCCACAGGAGUCUUCUGGAUGGAGCUGCGUCAUACUGUGAGGAGGUUCAUGUUCUGAAAAGAGCUGAAAGAAAUGCCCACAGACGGAAGGAGCAGAGGUGAUUUAGGAUGAAUGCAAUGCAAUCUACAUCUACUACACUGCUGCAUUUUUUGCCAUAUGCCAAAGAAUAUACCGCAAUGCAGGCUUAUUGCUUUUAAGCAUGUUUACUGUUGGUUUUAUACUGAGAUGUCUUACUAUUUAAGUAUAAUACAAUGCAGACAGUCAUCACUCAGUUAUCACCAAUAAUGGCCUAAAUCUAAAUAUAUAUAUAAAAAAACACACAACACAAAAACAUAAUGUAUAGUAACAGAUUAUUUAUCUAAUCACACCAACUCUGAAUGUAUAUCACUAUAGUGCAAAACAUUUAUUAUU